UCCCCGACACAUCUGUCCGCUUUCAUCAAAGCCACCGAACUGCUGGAAACUCUCUGCGUCAGUCUAUUUCUUCAACCCUGGAAGAAGGAAAUUAAGACGCUUAAGUGAAUACCGACUGAGUGAGGAUGCUAACCCAGAGAGAGCCAUGCUGCUAGGCUUUGAGCUGCUGCUGGCCCGGGUGGAGUGUUACCACCUCCUUCAGCUCCUGGAGAAGGAUCAGUUGGGACCACAGGAGUGGCUGGAUGUGCUCCAGAGGAAAGUGGGGCCUACAAAGAUGGACGAAGCCACAGAAAAGAAGACAACAGUAGUGCAAAUGGAAGAGGAAGAGAAGAAGAAGGAAGAGGCAGAUGUAAAAGACGUACCUCUGUAUCUAGACAACAGGCUUGAAGUAAAGCCCCAGCCCAAGCCUGGACGCUGCCAUCUCAACAGCGUGGACCAGUCCAUUAUAGAGAUGGAGAAGUCCUACCCGGACCUGGCCUUCAGGGGCCGCCUCCUGCUCCCGCACAAACCUCAGCGAGCAAACAGCAGCAAGAGCAGCAGUAAAGAUGUUCAUCUUCCCAGCAUUAAUGAUUACAGUGAUGUCAGUAAAGCUGCUGAGCUCCCCAAAAAAGAUUGUAUUAAAGGCACCAGAGUUAAUGCUACAACUGUCCACAGUAAAGAUGAUGGCAUCAAAGCUGAUGAAGUGUUGGGUGACGAUGGCAGAGGCAUUGGCUGUAAUGACAGGAACAGUGGUGGGACCACCGCCCCAGGAGACACUAUGAGCAGCAGCAGCAGUACCAGUACCAAUACCAGUACCACUGAUGGAAGCAGAGUCCAUGAUGAGCUCAGUGAGCCUCAGGCUGUUUCCCUACACAUCAUCCUGAGAGCUGGAUCCAAAGCAGAGCAGAGCCUGAAGCCUGGAGAACCUCAUCCGACAGCAGAGCCUCCUGCCAGGACACAGCAGACUGUAGCCGACCUACAAAAUAAGAGAGCGGCAAACCCAAAGACUCCCUCUCUGUGCUCCAUGGACGAGGAGCAGGAACUGAUAGAGCUGGCAGAGAGGAUGGACCAGCUCCAUGUGCAGGGGGAGGAAGUGAAGAGAAAAAAAAAACACAAGAUAGAAGAGGAAAACACAAAUAAAGAGAGGAGGAAGAAAGGGAGAAAGGCAAGCACAGAGAGAGAGUCAGAGGAGCAGAACAUCAGGAUGGAGGCAGGUCCAGCAUUAAGCCAUGCUGCCAGUAGAUGCACCAGAUCCUCUCAGUCUGAUCCCGUGCUGAUGAAGGAGCAGCCCGAUGUGUGUCAUCAUUCACCGCUGAGCAUCAGUGCAGCAGAGCACCAGAGCUGUGAAGGAGGCAGCACAGGCCAGCAGCAAGGAGAAGAUACUGUGAGAGGAGAGGAGGAGCAGCUGGCACAGAGCUUCGUUAUAGUCGAGCAUCACAAGAAAUAACAUGCUCCCAAGUUUCAUCUACAUGUAUGGAAAUUAUUAAUGACAAAACUACUGAGCAAGCCCAUAACUAACACAAGCUGGAAUCAGUCUAUAAGCCAAGAUUUAACAGUAUAUAAUUCAAAGGGCAACUUUCCCCCUCACACGUUUCCAAGUGGUAUUAUUGUUGGUGCCAAAGACUACACCGUCCACACUGCAUUUGUUUCCAAAGAAACUGCGCAAAGGAGACGGUGAUAAAAUAGAUGUUUUUUUAUGAACAAGAUGAUCAAUCUAUUUGUUCAUAUAUCGUUAGCAACAUGGCUAACAUUACUGUCCAAAGCAAGAAACAACCUUAAGAAUCACAAUUUGAAUUAUAAACCCUGAUCUCCGUACGAGGCAGAGUAAAACCCCCAACAGUAAUAAUAAUCAUGCAGGUUUUGUUAUUGACGGAUCUAUUUUAGUAUAAUUAUUUCUCACUCUCCCUUUUCCCCUUCUUUGCCUUACUGUAGCUGUUCUGUUGCGUUGUAAGCUUCUUCUGUUGAGUUGCCUCUCCUACAGCUAAUUGCUCUCUGGUAAGCAGUGAUGCAGUGUGAAUGUUCAAGGCUUGUAUUGGUAAAGGUGAGAAUGGAAUGCAUGCAGCUGUAAUGUGUUAUUAUUUGAUAACCUUCAUAAUUAUAGACACAACUCAAGCACUAACCUCGUCCUUUGUAUGCCAUAAAUGGAGCCUUCAUUUUCCCGGGAGAUUGCGACCCGGUGGCAGAGAGAACUGCAUGGUGAAAGUGAGGCUCAUAGGGAACCAAUCUAAACACAGAUGGUGUCAAUAUUCUACAGCCAUUACAUUGUGUAAUCAAAAUGUACUUCAUAAUGAUAAGUUAAAGCAGAAAUCUUGUCUAUUGCCACUUUAAAAGGCCAGAAUAUAUAAUAUAUAUAUAUACAUAUAUAUUUUUUUAUUUUAUUUUAUGAAUUGCAUGUAUUUUUAUAUGCAGUAUGUCACUGGAGAGUUGCAGUUGUAGAUGAAAAAACAGCAUUUUAUGCGUUUCUCAACCGACCACAAUUGAAAAUGUUGGCCUGUUUACUCCAGUACACAUUGUAGUGUUGUUCUGUGUAUUAAAACAUCUGUCAGUAAUAGCAGGUUCCAGCUUCACCUUUACAUUCUUAAAGAAAUUCACAAAGCGAAUGGAGCAGAUCAGAAGCCGUGUGUUACCUGCACAGGAUAACUAACACUUCACAUCCAGGUUCUAUCUGCCCUGUUUGAACUUUCAAAGAAGUGAUCAGCAUCCUGCUAUAACUGAGAGCUCUGAAAGAGCAAAGCUCCCCAGCACUCUGAACUUUAUGUCCUCACAUGUGUUGUGGCCUUAUUGCAGAUGAAUGUACAGCUCAGGUGUGUGCCCGAUCUGUUUUGUUGUUAAUCAACUUCAUGAACCUUAUGCUAUCAAUCAAAGGUGGAAAGGUGAACUUUGAGUGUGACAUUUACACCAAUGUCAUCAUUUGUAACCUCCUCAUGGUCAGGAAGAGUUGGGUGAUACUUGUAAAGACAGAAUAUUACACAUUGAGCCUGGAUACUGUCUCCGGGUUGUCACAGCCUCAUGUUCACUCAGAUGUUUGGAACUCAGAUGCUGUUCUUCUUGAAGGACAAAACAAACCUUUUUGGAAUGGAGUUCUAAACACAACAUACUCUUACUGGCACAUUCUCUGAAAACUUUAUAAAUGUGUUUAAAUUAAAUCCAAUGUGAACUAACCUCUUCACUGGUACUUAUACUUGUCUUACUUGUAGAAAUAAUUGAAAGGAACAAUGUUUAGAAUACUAGUGUUGGGGAGUAGUGAACUAGCAGUGAAAUUAAAGCAAUAAUAUUUUUUCACCAUUGUUUCUAUACUGUAAUUUAACCCUUUUUCUUUAAAUAUAAGUUGAAUAUUUUUUAGUGGGUGGUAUUUUUUUGUUUUGUAUGACCUGUGAACAAGUGGGCACUUUUCCAUUGAGUGGCACAUUAUGCUGGUUUGUGACUUUUUUGUAUAUUUUCAUAUUAAAUGUACAUUGUCAACAA
Cottoperca gobio is the source of this 3444-nucleotide messenger RNA. RefSeq lists its product as uncharacterized. The coding region runs from base 146 to 1426 and encodes 426 amino acids. The transcript is spliced from 5 exons. NCBI's taxonomy places the organism in Eukaryota, Metazoa, Chordata, Actinopteri, Perciformes, Bovichtidae. The record is from RefSeq and is a predicted model, not a curated record.